Phragmites australis (common reed) is the source of this 3546-nucleotide messenger RNA. RefSeq names its product probable dolichyl-diphosphooligosaccharide--protein glycosyltransferase subunit 3. The record is from RefSeq and is a predicted model, not a curated record. The coding region runs from base 81 to 1100 and encodes 339 amino acids. The transcript has 2 exons. Gene Ontology annotation, cellular component: oligosaccharyltransferase complex. Lineage: Eukaryota; Viridiplantae; Streptophyta; Magnoliopsida; Poales; Poaceae.
GAUUUUUCCCCUGCUUCAUCCACACAAGUCUUCACCGCCGGUCUCCUCCCACCAGAUCUACGCGUCGUGAACCAUCCGCCAUGGCGAUUCCACCGCGCCGUCACCUGCUGCUCCUCCUCCCACUCCUGCUCCUCGCCGUCGCCGCCGCACCCGCCGGCGCCGACGACCUGGUCGCGGAGCUCCAGUCCCUCCGCGCGCGGUCACCCUCCGGCGUGAUCCACCUCACCGACACCUCCGUCACCCGCUUCCUCUCCGCCCCGGUGCCGCGCCGCCCCUACUCCGUGCUUGUCUUCUUCGACGCCGCCUCGCUCCACUCCAAGCCCGACCUCCACCUCCCCCAGCUCCGCAACGAGUUCGCGCUCCUCUCCGCCUCCUUCCUCGCCCACAACCCCGGCUCCGGCGACCUCUUCUUUGCCGACAUCGAGUUCGCUGAGUCGCAGCACUCCUUCCACCAGUUCGGCGUCAACUCGCUCCCCCAUGUACGCCUCGUCCGCCCUGAGCACGACCGCCUCGCCGGAUCCGAGCAGAUGGACCAGUCCCACUUCGCCCGCCUCGCCGACUCCAUGGCCGAGUUCAUCGAGUCCCGCACGGGCCUCGAGGUCGGACCCAUCGUCCGCCCGCCAUUGCUCUCCCGCAACCAGAUCAUCCUGAUGGUCAUCCUCUUCUUGAUCUCCAUCCCGUUCAUGAUCAAGAGGGUCAUCGAAGGGGAGACGCUGCUCCAUGACCCCAGGGUUUGGAUGGCCGGGGCGCUCUUCGUCUACUUCUUCAGCGUGUCUGGGGGCAUGUACGGGAUCAUCAGGCACACGCCCAUGUUCCUUACCGACCGGUCGGAUCCCAACAAGCUCGUGUUCUUCUACCAGGGGUCCGGGAUGCAGCUUGGGGCCGAGGGGUUUGCGGUUGGGUUCUUGUACACACUCGUGGGUCUGAUGAUUGCUGCGGUGACACAUUUGUUGGUGAGGGUGGAGAGCUUGCGGACGCAGCGGUUGGCAAUGCUGGCUGUCAUGGCGAUUGGGUGGUGGGCAGUUAGGAAGGUGAUCUACUUGGAUAACUGGAAGACUGGGUACAGCAUUCAUACCUUCUGGCCAAGCAGCUGGAGGUGAAAUACUGGUUGCGAGGUAAUGAAUGCUUCUUUCCUUUGGUUUCAGAGUCUGUUAUUUUGAGGUCCUCGUAGAUGGUUAGUAUAAGGUAGUUCUCUUCAUGGAAGAUGCUGUGUGGUGCUGGGUGCGACUGAGAGGGUGGGAUGGAGCACGGCGCAUAAGAUGUGAUGAACUAAAACAAGGGCAGCAAAUGGAUGAGGGUUAUGUUGCAGUUUUCAGCAAAAGUCUACUUUCCAAAUUGUGCAAAGUAGCAGAACAGACGGUUAUUGAUGGAAUGGUAGAAACAGUAAAGAGUGAAAUUUAAUUGGUAUUAAACUGAAUAAGUUCAAUGCUAUUUUGAUAUAGUGGACAUUUAUCAGUUCUGCAUAGGCAUUAUUAUUAUUAUUAUUAUUAUUAUUAUUUUUGUAAGGGUCUGAUCAGAUAAAACAGUGGGGACUCUGCACAACCUGUUUUGACAUGUCUAAUAACUGGAUAGAGGGGUUUGUCUAAGCUAUUGGCUGAAAAGUGCUACGGAACCAACUGAUACUCUCUCUUAUACUAUUUAGUGACAUUUUCUUGCAAGUCAAAAUUGAGAGGAUCUAGUUUGUUGUCUAGGGGCAUGCAGCAGCACAGAAAACCACUUGAUUCCUGUACUGAUGCUGCAGGCGUAUGCAUUAUCAUGGUGCCCUUGUAGUUUGUAUAUAUGUGCAAUGUUGAUUUUAUGCUUUGUUUGUCUAGGAUCACUUUUGUCAUGUUCCUCAAAGACUUGUUGCGAAUAUUUUGCAAAGAUCAACAAGUUUUUAAAAUUUGAAAGAAUAUGUCAUAGUAGCUAAAAGAUUGUAAGUUAUAGUUGUGUGUAACAAUCUCUGGUUCAGGUGAAGCUUGUCUGCUGAGGUUGUGAGGUCACUUCUAUAUGUAUCCCUAUUCCCUCCAUCUGAAUGUUUGACUUUUUGUUGUGCUCCAACAAUUUGUGGUUCAGGUAGAAUGUGUUUGCUGAGGUCUGUUCUAUGUAUUUCCAUACUCUCUCCAGCCACAAGUUUUUUGAGUGUUCAAGGUUAAUGAGGUGGCACUUUGACAACUAAAAUUUAUAACUCAUGUUCAGAAAAGUGUUAUAAAUUUAUAACGCUAUGAGAUUAUUUCUUCUGGGAAAUCACUGUACAUUUUCACAUAUCAAAAUUACUUGUUCUAGAAAAUGCUCUUGCAAAAAAUUAAUCUGGUUUGACUGCAUGUUUCAAGAGUGUCACAUUUUAUUCUUGUGGAUGGAAGGUUUCAAAUCGUGAUUUUUGCGGUCUAGAAAAAAAGCUGUAGGAAAUAUUGCAGAAGCUAUUCUGCAUUUUUAAUUUUACUUCAAACCUUUUUGAGGCAUUUAAUUAAUAUUUAGUGUGGAGCUGUGGCCUAAAACUAAUGAAAAUGCUACCAUAACAUAAAGAUGAUUAUAUUACGAUUACAAAUAAAAUAUCAAGUAUUUUCAUUUCACAUUUCCUACUCUAUUGAAAAUCAUGAAAAAGUUGUAAUGAGAUGGUCUAAACAGUUGUUUCCUGUUAGGAAUAGCAACCUGUAUUUCAUGGAGGCCAUAAGCUAGUAUAUGUACAUAUACAGGUGAGCAAUAUGCAAAGAGCCCCCUUAUUGCAUGGGGAUACUACACGGCCACAAUAAAUGACAACAUAUCUCAACAUUUCCAACUUGCGGUGCCAUGCUUGGGCUGUAGUAUAAUAAGUUGAGUUGUUAAAUAAGAAUGGCUACUGUAUGUAAUAAUGCACUUCACAUACAGUUUUUCCCACCAUCCACGAAUCCUGCAAACGGAGGUUUGGAAAAACAAGUAUUGGGGGAGGAUAAAGGGCAAAAGCAUUUUAUAAUUAGAUGCAUGCUCUAUAGCCAUCUCCCUUUAGGUAUUACAGUGAUGUUUUGGCUUAACCUUUGGAAGCUCAAAAAAAAAAAAAGGAGCUGUAAAGUGUCCUGGUGAACAAUACGUGCAUCAGAUUUUAUCGCAGUUAAAAUAUGCGCUCGACUUGCAUUGUGGCUAUUAGUGUACGCCCUUAGUUAAAUACUUUGUGGACACUAUAUAUUGCAUGGGAGUCUUUACUACAUUUUUCAAUGUCAACUUAAAUGCUGCAGUAGCAUGUUUUUUUUUUUUUUGUACCGAGUGAUUUAUCGAAUUUUGAUCAAUUUUCGUGUUAUGACCAUAAAUGUAUGCCUGUUAGUGUGUGCAUGACCUACAAAAUGUGAACUCCCUCCGAUUAAAAAUGUAAAUUGUUUUAGGAUUCUUGCUAGUCUGACUUUUUUAGCUUUGACCAUCAAUAUAUAAAGAAUCACAUAGAUCAAUGACGAAAGUUCAGUCUCGCGAGAUUCAUCAAAAAAUUACUUCCAUAAAAUAUAAUUCUUUUAUUUGAAAUAGCACAUGUUCAUAGAAAUUGACAGUCGAAGUGUCACCUCGCAGACCGUAUCAAUGUGCUAAAUGACUUGUAUUUUG